UCGCGGCCUACAGGUCCUGCUAGGCGUCGUGGCUGCGCUUGGGGCUCCGGCUGGGACGCGGUGACGAAGGCAGUUACCAUGGAGUUGCGCAGUGUAACCCUAAAGUAGUGGGACGCAAAGGCUGUGAGGGAGGCGCGACUGCGGGUGAGUGAGUAGUAGUCCACGACUCUCCCUAGUCUCCAGCAAAAGCCUGUUCCCAGCUUUACAUCAGCUAACAAACUGGAACCUGAUAGGACAAUUCACACCACAUUGCAAAUGACUGAUGACAACUUUGUGUUCACCCCUCUCGGGGAGUAUUUCCAUUUUAACAGGGAACAAUCCCUGAGCCCAAAGGAAUGAAUCCCUAAUGGUGGAAUUUCAGGCACCAGUGACAGGCUGCACCCAGACUCCAGGCCGGUGCUCGCAGGUGCUGAAUGAUGGCUUGAACUAUGAGCAAGCAGGACUACAUGAAUACUUCGGUGCAGGAGCCCCCUCUUGACUACUCCUUCAAAAGCAUCCAUGUUGUCCAAGAUCUGGUUAGUGAGGAGCCAAGGACAGGGCUACGACCACUGAAGCAUUCGAAGUCGGGGAAGUCACUGACCCAGUCCCUGUGGCUGAACAAUAAUGUCCUCAGUGACCUCAGAGAUUUCACUCAGGUGGUUUCACAACUGCUGGAGCACCCAGAGAACCUGGCCUGGAUCGACCUGUCCUUCAAUGACCUGACUUCCAUUGACCCUGUCCUAACAACAUUGUUCAACCUGAGUGUCCUCUAUCUUCAUGGCAACAGCAUCCACCGCCUGGGGGAGGUGAGCAAACUAGCUGUCCUCCCUCGGCUCCGGAGCUUGACACUCCAUGGGAACCCCAUAGAGGAAGAGAAGGGGUACAGGCAGUAUGUGCUGUGCAGUCUGCCCCGUAUCACCACGUUCGACUUCAGUGGGGUCACCAAAUCAGACCGCACCACAGCUGAGGUCUGGAAACGCAUGAACAUCAAGCCCAAGAAGACCCACAUCAAGGAGAAUGCACUCUGAGCUUCCCUCAGGUCUAGAGCCCUGAGGACAGUCAGGUUGGCUUAACAAUAAAUGAUUUGAGCUGUUCAGCAGA
Molecule: messenger RNA, 1080 nt
Organism: Chinchilla lanigera (long-tailed chinchilla)
Lineage: Eukaryota; Metazoa; Chordata; Mammalia; Rodentia; Chinchillidae
Product: leucine-rich repeat-containing protein 51
Exons: 6
Coding region: 429-1007 (192 amino acids)
Molecular function (GO): protein binding
Source: RefSeq, a predicted model, not a curated record